CUCGCGAGAAGUACGGCGGCGGCUGUCCCGCGCCUAAUUCAGGAUUCUGCUCGCGGUGUUCUGGUUCUGGGCAUUCCCGCUCUGUUUCCCCCGAGCCGGAGAUGAUCCGUGGUCUCGCCGGUGGGCUCUGACGAGUCCAGGUUGGGAAUUUGGAUCGGGUGACUUCUCUGACAUACCUGAACACAGACCCCCAGCGUACUUGGAGAGGAACCUGGCCCCAGAAGAGCUCUACCGUAAAAAUGAGCCCCACAGAUCCACUUGACGAUGAAGACACAUUUAAGAUCCUGGUUGCCACUGAUAUUCACCUUGGAUUUAUGGAGAAGGAUGCAGUUAGAGGAAAUGAUACAUUUGUGACGUUUGAUGAAAUUUUAAGACUUGCCCUGGAAAAUGAAGUGGAUUUUAUUUUGUUAGGUGGUGAUCUUUUCCAUGAAAACAAGCCCUCAAGGAAAACCCUGCACAGCUGCUUGGAGUUGCUUAGGAAGUAUUGUAUGGGUGACCGCCCUGUGCAGUUUGAGAUACUCAGUGACCAGUCAGUCAACUUUGGGUUCAGUAGGUUUCCAUGGGUGAACUAUCAAGAUGGCAAUCUCAACAUUUCCAUUCCGGUGUUUAGUAUCCAUGGCAACCAUGAUGAUCCCACAGGGGCAGAUGCCCUCUGUGCCCUGGAUAUUUUAAGCUGUGCUGGGUUUGUGAAUCACUUUGGACGGUCAAUGUCUGUGGAGAAGAUUGACAUUAGUCCAGUUCUGCUGCAGAAAGGAAGCACGAAACUCGCUCUGUACGGCCUAGGGUCCAUUCCAGAUGAAAGGCUCUAUCGGAUGUUUGUCAAUAAAAAAGUGACCAUGCUGAGACCGAAGGAAGAUGAGAACUCGUGGUUUAACUUAUUUGUGAUCCAUCAGAACAGGAGUAAACAUGGGAGUACCAACUUCAUCCCAGAGCAGUUUUUGGAUGACUUCAUUGACCUCGUUAUCUGGGGCCAUGAACACGAGUGUAAAAUUGGCCCAACCAAAAAUGAGCAGCAGCUCUUCUAUGUGUCUCAGCCUGGAAGCUCAGUGGUGACUUCCCUUUCCCCUGGAGAAGCUGUGAAGAAACACGUGGGCCUGCUGCGCGUUAAAGGGAGGAAGAUGAACAUGCAGAAGCUGCUUCUCUGCACAGUUCGGCAGUUCUUCAUGGAGGAUGUGGUUCUGGCUAACCACCCAAGCCUGUUCAACCCUGACAACCCUAAAGUGACCCAAGCCAUCCAGAGCUUCUGCUUGGAGAAGAUUGAAGAAAUGCUUGAAAAUGCUGAGCGGGAGCGGCUAGGGAAUUCUCUACAGCCAGAGAAGCCUCUCAUACGACUACGGGUGGACUACAGUGGAGGCUUUGAACCUUUCAAUGUUCUUCGCUUUAGCCAGAAGUUUGUGGAUCGGGUUGCUAACCCCAGAGAUGUCAUCCACUUUUUCAGGCACAGGGAACAAAAGGGAAAAACAGGUGAGGAGAUCAACUUUGGGAAGCUCAUCACAAAACCUGCUUCAGAAGGAACAACACUCCGAGUAGAAGACUUGGUGAAGCAGUAUUUCCAGACCGCGGAGAAGAAUGUUCAGCUCUCACUGCUGACAGAAAGAGGGAUGGGGGAAGCAGUUCAGGAGUUUGUGGAUAAGGAAGAAAAGGAUGCCAUUGAAGAGUUAGUGAAGUACCAGCUGGAGAAAACACAGCGCUUUCUGAAGGAACGCCACAUCGAUGCUCUGGAAGACAAGAUUGACGAAGAGGUCCGGCGUUUCAGAGAAAGCAGACAGAGAAAUACCAAUGAAGAAGACGAUGAAGUUCGAGAGGCCAUGAGCAGGGCCCGGGCCCUCAGAUCGCAGUCAGAGAACUCCGCCUCAGCCUUCAGCGCGGAUGACCCGAGUUUCGAUAUAAUGGAACAGAUGACAGCAAAUGACUCGGCAGCAAAUGACUCGGAUGACAGCCUGUCAGCAGUGCCUAGCAGAGGCCGGGGCCGAGGCCGCGGGCGCAGAGGAGGCAGAGGGCAGAGCACAGCACCAAGAGGAAGGUCUCAGAGGGGCCGAGACACUGGGCUGGAGACGGCUACACGGGGCAGAUGCUCAACGACUAGGAAUAUGUCCAUUCUAGAUGCUUUCAGAUCUACUCGACAGCAGCCUUCCAGAAACAUUGCCACUAAGAAUUACUCAGAGACUAUUGAGGUGGAUGAGUCUGAUGAAGAUGACAUUUUUCCUACCAGUUCCAAGACUGAUCAGAGGUGGCUGGGCACAGCAUCUAGCAAACGGAUGUCCCAGAGCCAGACUGCCAAGGGGGUUGACUUUGAGUCAGAUGAGGACGAUGACGAUGACCCUUUCAUGAGCAGUAGUUCUCUGAGAAGAAACCGCAGAUAAUGUUUUCAGUGGAACAUGAGCAUCAUGAUCCAGGAAGAAAUCAAAGCCCUGCAUGCCGUCACUACAGCUGAAGAUGUUUUAACUGUGCUGUUCACAAGGAGUCUGAAAAGUAUACUAGUGUAUAAGGUUUAUACUUUAAAGUAUUGCUUCCUGAAUGGGAGUCCAUUAAGCCAUUUCCUAGCUUAGUGGUAAGGAGAUGCUGCUCUCUGUUGUCUUUAAUCUGGCUGUUAGCGCUGUCUGGGGAUGUGCUGCCAUGUUGAGAACCUUAACUUGCUGACAGAAUUGUUUAGUGCUUGUAAGAGUUUUGCUAAAAUGCUCUUCUUGAGUGCAGAUUAGAGAAAAACCUUGCAUUCUUCUGUGCUGCCUUGUGAUCAGAGACUGUGCCAUAGCUAGCAGAGUUGAUGAGAGAGCGCGCAAACCUGGCUCCUUCGUGUCGUAACUAUUUCUUGGAUCUCUGAAAGCAAGGCCUUUUUUGGGGCAGCCUAAGCCCAUGUUUGUCACCGCGUGUGGAAUUCAGCACUAGAGGAUCAGCCACUAAGAAUCGGGCUAGAAGGGCUUUGUGUUUCAAUAGUUAGUAAAGGUCUUUGUUAAGUACAUUUAUUUCUAGUUCACACUGUAGCACAGAUUCAGGUUCUGUUCCCAUUGAGCAGUAUUGAUCUGUGUCAUUUUCUUUUUCUCUCUCAUAUACCCAUCAGGUAGAAAAGGGUUAGAGAAUGUUCUGUCUUAAAAAUAUUGAAAAGCUUUUUUUAAGGCAGGACAGCCAGCUGACCUUUGUGGUUGGGUCAGGCUGACAUACUAAAAUACAGCCACCCAGUACCAAUGCCAGGCUCUCUCAAAUGCCUUAUUGUGGCUUUGGUUGCUACAAAACAUCUCCAAAUAGACAAUUCAAAAACUAAUUGAAAUAGCUUAUGUCAAGUUUAUAUUUUCAUAUUUGUUUUAGGAAGGAAAUAAAAACAUUUCCUCUUCAGAGUUGAGUUAAAUAGUCUCAUUCCCUCAUCCACACGCUAAAGACCGCUGCUGCUCCUUUUUGUUUCAUAAGGCUAGUGUGUUCAGUCAUUCCUUGAGAACAUGUGGGUCCUCUUGGCACAGCACCCUGGCGUUCUUCAUAGACACCAGUGUUCAUGACCAUCAAAUUAAUCCUGUAUGGAACUCACCGAGUAUUGGAGCCCGGCAGCUGACGGCAGUGCCUCUGGACCACAGUGUCUUGAAGUGGUCCGAGUUGGAAUCCCAGUGCAGCACUCAUGAGCUGCUUAGAACAUGCUCCGUCAUGUGGGAGCACAGGAUUGCCAGAGGCCUGGCCUGUGAGGUCCUACAUCUCCAUCACUUUAAAUGCAAGGUAUUCUUGGAUUUGAGUGGAGUGGAGUGGAGAGGAGUGUGGGGGGACUAGUUGGGAGGUGGUACUGCCUCACACUGAGUGUGGGCAGCUGCUGGCUUGUCUCCUGUGCCAGUGAGAUGUUUCUAGGUGAGUGACCAUGAGGAUUUGCUCACGAAACUCCCUGCAGGCAAGGUUAGUGAGGCUUUUCUGCUGUUGACAACCUUGGUUAAGGGUAUGAUAUGAUGUUGAUGGCUGCUAGGGGAGUGAGGCCCCGGCAGGGAGAGCCCUGGACACUGUUCAUGUAGCAGCAUGCAUCACACCCUAGCAGUAUAGUAAGUACAAAGGGGUUCAGAAAAUAAAGGUGAUAGGAGAGUUGGACUCAGGAAGUCUUGCAAAGCUGUGUCUUUAUGCCAAGCAAGUUUAUUAAGAAGUGCAUCUUCUAUCCAGUCUGUUGGGAGAAGAUGGGACACAGCUGAAAGCCUAUCAUACAGUGAGCUGAAUCAGCAAGAAGCUAAUUAAGCCAUGCUGCACAAGGGGAGCACAGGCUAGCUCAGGUGCCUCAGACUGAGGAGCAGCAGCCUUGGAAUGGACACUCCUCACUCUUCAGAGGGAAAAGAUAAGUUCCCAGGAACUGAAACCUUGAUUCCUUCAGGGACCUGGUCCCAGCUCCAGCCUAGACCUUGCCGAGUCUGCCCCUGGGCAAGGACACGCAGCAAGGCUUGCUUUGUCCUUUGAGAAUGCCUUGGAACCGCCUGGCUCCCAACAGACUUCCAGAUGAUUUUUGAGCACUCCAUUUGCUCUUGUAGGAUGUGAUAGGCCCUCGACGAAGGAAGACCUCUGUUCUUUAUGCUAACCAAAGAGUCCAUCUCUCCCUGGCAGUGUUUCUUGUGGGUACCUGUGGAGAAUGCACGGUGCCUCUAGCUACUGACAAGUCAAACCUCUAGGCAGGUAAGGUUCAGUUCAGGAACGUAGAAAACUUAUUUUCAUGAACUUUUAAAAUUGCUGAUAACAAACUUAUAGAAAAGCUGUGCCUUAAACUGUGAAGUGAGACCUUGGAGGAGCCGGUGGGGUGCGAUUGGCACUGGGAAGCAGCGUGGCUGCAGGGCAGACAGAGCACUCCAGCUGCACGGGAUGCUUCUGUUUCCACAGCGAAUCUCUGAGUUCUGCAAUGAUUGGGAGUCUAUGCAGCAAAGCUGUCAUUAUCCUUGAUUGUGUGUGCAGGUUGGAUUUUACCUGUUUCCACCCAUUACAUAGAAUGGCUCAUUUGAUGAAUUGUAUAUGUAAAGGUUUAAGAAGAAUGGAUGCCUUCAUAAAGGAAAAAAAUCCUUCACUGGAAAAAUUGAGUAAAAAUGGUCUCCUGGCAUGAUAAAAAAAGUUUCUAAGGUAGACUGUUUAGAAAGAGCAUUUCCUCUAAACUGAGCUGAUAACCUUUUUUUGUAUCUGUCAGACAUUUAAGUCCAGGUUGUGUUUUGAGGCCUUUAAGAGCUAACAUUAUAAAGAAGCUGGGUGGCGAUGGUGCACACCUUUAAUUCCAGCACUUGGGAGGUGAGGCAGGUGGAUCCCUGUGAGUUCAAGGCCAGCCUGCUUUACAGAGAGAGUUCUAGGAC
This is a messenger RNA of Arvicola amphibius (Eurasian water vole), 5285 nucleotides long. RefSeq names its product MRE11 homolog, double strand break repair nuclease (gene Mre11). The transcript has 20 exons. Gene Ontology annotation, molecular function: manganese ion binding; DNA endonuclease activity; 3'-5'-DNA exonuclease activity. Lineage: Eukaryota; Metazoa; Chordata; Mammalia; Rodentia; Cricetidae. The coding region runs from base 240 to 2363 and encodes 707 amino acids. Gene Ontology annotation, biological process: mitotic intra-S DNA damage checkpoint signaling; double-strand break repair via nonhomologous end joining; meiotic DNA double-strand break formation. Gene Ontology annotation, cellular component: nucleus; Mre11 complex. The record is from RefSeq and is a predicted model, not a curated record.